AUGGUCAAAAUAGAUCACCAUGAGUAUCUCACCGAGGAAGAGAAGCGCUUGAAGGAGGAUAGAGAACGGGAGGCAUACUGGAAGAAAUGGGGUCCCUACGUUGCUGAGAGACAAUGGGCCACUGUGCGUGAGGACUACAGUCCUGAUGGUGAUGCAUGGAGUCAUUUCCCCCACGAACAUGCGCGAUCCCGAGCUUUUAGGUGGGGAGAAGAUGGCAUUGCAGGAGUUUCGGAUACACACGGUUUUCAGAAUAUCGCAUUUGCUUUCUGGAACGAAGAAGACAACUUCCUCAAAGAACGGCUUUUCGGUUUAUCGAACCCACAAGGCAAUCACGGCGAGAGUAUUAAGGAGGCGCAUUUUCAUCUAGAUAAUACCCCAACACAUUCCUAUAUGAAACUUUUGUAUAAAUAUCCCCAACGAAAAUUCCCAUACGAGGAUCUCAUCAAGGAGAACGCGAGACGCGGAAAACAGGAUCGAGAAUACCAAAUUGUUGACACUGGCAUAUUUGACGACGAUAGGUACUGGGACAUAAACAUUGAGGUAGCCAAGGAAACCGAUGAAGAGUUGCUCUUCCGAGUAACUGCAUGGAACAGAGGACCGGAACCUGCCCCAUUACACAUUAUACCGCAUGUGUGGUUUAGGAAUACGUGGGCUUGGGGACAUGAGACUCCGGACAAGAAGCCCGGCAUCCACCAAGUGAGUGAGACAGUUGCGGCAAGCAAGCAUCACAAGUUGGGAGAACGCUAUUUCCAACUCUCCCCCUCACCCGGAGUUGGACCAAGUGGGCAAGAUGUGCUACCAGAGCUUAUCUUCACGGAAAAUGAUACGAAUUACGAAAAGCUGUACAAGGGAAAGAAUGAACAGCCAUACGUCAAGGAUGCAUUUCACCGGUACAUUGUAGACAAGGAGAAGAACGCCAUCAACCCGAAACGAGCCGGCACUAAAUCUGCUGCUUGGUUUGCCUUCAAUGAAGGCGGUGGAGUAGCUCCAGGCGAAUGUGCUGUAGUAAGAUUCCGAUUGUCCAAAAAAUACGAAGACUAUAUGGAUGAAGAGCUUUUCGACGACAUAAUCGACAAGAGGAGAGAGGAAGCCGACGACUUCUACUAUCGCAUCAGCCCUCUUCCAAUGUCUGAGGAUCUUCGCAAUAUUCAGCGUCAAGCCUUCGCAGGAAUGAUGUGGACAAAACAGUACUAUCAUUUCAUAUGGGACCAGUGGGCAAAUGGAGAUCCAAGUCAACCUCCGCCUCCACCAGAGCGCAAAGCCAUCAGAAACACGAAUUGGAAGCAUAUGCAUCUUGAUGAUAUUCUUUCUAUGCCUGAUUCGUGGGAGUAUCCUUUCUUCGCAGCGUGGGACUCGGCGUUUCAUUGCAUACCCUUGGCCAUGAUUGAUCCGGACUUCGCCAAGAAACAACUUGAUCUCUUCACUAGGGAAUGGUACAUGCAUCCGAAUGGGCAACUACCUGCUUACGAGUGGAAUUUUGGAGAUGUCAACCCUCCUGUUCAUGCAUGGGCCACAUUCCGGACCUUCAAGAUCGAGAGAAAGCUUUACGGACGCCAAGAUCUCGACUUCCUCGAGCGGGUCUUCCAAAAGCUGUUGCUCAACUUUACUUGGUGGGUCAAUCGUAAAGACUUCGAUGGAAAGAAUGUGUUCGAGGGAGGGUUCCUGGGCCUUGACAACAUUGGUCUAUUCAAUCGGUCUGAGCCUUUACCAACAGGAGGUGUCCUGGAGCAAGCUGACAGUACCGGAUGGAUGGCUUUCUACUGCCUCUGCAUGCUGAAUAUAGCUUUGGAGUUGGCAAAACACCGUCGAAUUUACGAAGAUAUCGCCUCGAAGUUCUUUGAGCACUUCAUCCUUAUCAGUGACGCCAUGACCUACAAAUCUGGUUCCAAAGAAGAGAAGUCCCUGUGGAACGAGGAAGAUGGCUUCUACUAUGAUGCAAUCUCUUGGGGUGGACCAUGGACGCAGCAACUGCCGAUCAGGUCGCUUGUUGGCCUCAUCCCAUUAUAUGCAACUCUCACCUUGGAACCCGAACUCAUCAACAAGCUGCCAUCUUUCAAGAAGCGCGUUGACUGGUUUAUUGCAAAUAGGCACGAUGUGGCUGAACGCAACAUGGCUAGCAUCAGAAAGAGGGGCAAGGACAAUAGAAUUUUGUUGUCCUUGGUGAGCAAGGAUCGCCUCGAGAAGAUCCUGAAACGGAUGUUGGACGAAGAUGAAUUCUUCAGCGACCAUGGCAUCCGAUCACUGUCAAAAUUCCACGAGAAACACCCUUAUUCGAUGGAUGUGAAUGGGCAGGAGUUCAAGGUUAGCUACGUUCCCGGAGAUUCUGACAGUGGUCUGUUUGGAGGCAACAGUAACUGGAGAGGUCCGAUCUGGAUCUGCGUCAAUUUUCUGCUUGUCGAAUCUUUGCAGCGAUUCUAUAUGUUUUAUGGUCCUACUUUCGAAGUUGAGUGUCCCACUGGCUCAGGAGAGAUGAUGCAUCUCGGCCGUGUCUCCGAGGAAAUCCAGCAUCGCUUGCAACAUCUCAUGGCACGCGGAGAUGAUGGACGAAGAGCAAUCAAUGAUGGAAAUGAGUUAUUGGAUUUCGACCCUUAUUGGAAGGAUAAUUUAUGGUUCUAUGAAUUCUUUGAUGGUGAUAGUGGUCGAGGACUUGGUGCUACGCAUCAGUGUGGAUGGACAGGAUUGAUCGCAAGAAUGAUCCAUGACACUGGAUUGAGCUGCCGUCUACCCCAGACGCCGAAGACACCAUCCACAGGAAUGGCACACUACUUCGAUGAUACUUUCACCCGUCAUGUUGCCCAAGGGAGGGCCGACAAGUCUCCACAUCAGACUAUGCGUCGCUCUUCAACAGCCCGCUCCAUCGGUGCGCGAAGUGACUUUGAUGCCUCUGUGAAUGGGGAUGCUCCAAUAUCAGUCGGACCUUCGGUUGGGACCGAAAACGCGGAGAGGGAGCGAGAGCGCCAAGAAGCGGAUCUUCAUACAGCGAACUAUGUCUCGGAGCAGCUCGAAAGAGUUCGCAGUAACUCGUCUGCCGACUUUGAGACAGGUGACGAGUUUGAGGCUCAGCUUGAUGGUCAGUGA
Molecule: messenger RNA, 3078 nt
Organism: Hyaloscypha bicolor E
Lineage: Eukaryota; Fungi; Ascomycota; Leotiomycetes; Helotiales; Hyaloscyphaceae
Exons: 6
Coding region: 1-3078 (1025 amino acids)
Biological process (GO): oligosaccharide metabolic process; protein N-linked glycosylation
Cellular component (GO): endoplasmic reticulum membrane
Molecular function (GO): Glc3Man9GlcNAc2 oligosaccharide glucosidase activity
Source: RefSeq, a predicted model, not a curated record